Messenger RNA from Schizosaccharomyces osmophilus, 1188 nucleotides. RefSeq names its product battenin CLN3 family protein (gene btn1). Gene Ontology annotation, biological process: regulation of intracellular pH. Lineage: Eukaryota; Fungi; Ascomycota; Schizosaccharomycetes; Schizosaccharomycetales; Schizosaccharomycetaceae. Bases 1 to 1188 code for a protein of 395 amino acids. The record is from RefSeq and is a predicted model, not a curated record. Gene Ontology annotation, cellular component: vacuole; membrane. The transcript has a single exon.
AUGGCCUCUACUUACCUUCCGAAAGGAAGCAAGGUUGGGUUUCCAUUUUUAAUCUUUGGCCUGCUAAACAAUCUUCUUUACGUCGUUAUUUUAUCUGCUGCGCUUGAUUUAGUAGGCGCCAAGAUAUCCAAAGGGGUUGUUUUACUUUCUAAUAUCGUCCCUUCUCUCUCUUGUAAACUUUUAGCUUCAAUAUUACAAGCUCAUAGAUACUCGGCUUCUAAAAGGGUCUUGGCUUGUGUUUUCCUAUCUUUCUUUGGGAUGCAAUGGAUCGCCUGGUCAUCUUCCGUCUCGUCUAGGAUGCUCGGCGUGUCCUUAGCAGCUAUCUCGUCAAGCUUUGGUGAAAUCACAUUUUUACAGCUUUCUAGUAGGUAUGAAUCUACCGCUUUGACUUGUUGGAGCUCUGGCACUGGCUUAGCUGGCCUGUUUGGUGCAUCCUUCUACCUUGUGUUCACAACAUGGUUUAACUUUACUGUGCGUACCACCCUUUUGAUAUCGAGUUUUCUUCCUUUAUUCUUAAUUUUUAAUUACUUCUGCAUUUUACCAAAGCCCGAGUACCAGCAUAUCUCUGUUCCUCACCAAAUGCCGUUCGAUGCAAUUCACCAAGGAGGAACUAGUUCUUCCAAAAACAUUCUCUCCUCUAUAAGGGUAUUCUUCUAUCUUGCAAAGCCAUUUUUACUAUCUCAUAUGCUGCCGCUGUUUUUAGUCUACCUUUCUGAAUAUACAAUUAAUGUCGGAGUAGCACCUACUCUAUUGUUCCCCCCAGAAGAUUCAGGACUAAACUCAUUUCGUGAUUUUUACCCUACAUAUCAAACCAUGUACCAACUCGGGGUUUUCAUAUCGCGCUCCUCUAUAGGAUGGCUUAAGGUUCCUUACGUUUUGGAGCUUUCUGUUAUUCAAUCUGGCAUCUUGGGUUUUACAAUCCUCCAGUCACUAUAUUACUUCAUUCACAGCUACCAUUUUUUGUUAUUAAUAAUCUUUGUUGAGGGACUUAUUGGUGGAACCGUUUAUGUCAAUGUCUAUCACACCUUGCAAAACCUUGGUCAUAUCGACAGUGAGAUGGCCAUAAGCGUUGUCAGCCCUUCUGACAGCACUGGUAUAUUUAUCGCAUCUCUUCUGUCUUUAGUCCUUGAACCCAGUCUUUGCGGCUACCAAGUACGACAUGGUCGAGAUUGGUGUAACCGUAUUUAG